Molecule: messenger RNA, 1844 nt
Organism: Aegilops tauschii subsp. strangulata
Lineage: Eukaryota; Viridiplantae; Streptophyta; Magnoliopsida; Poales; Poaceae
Product: pectin acetylesterase 8
Biological process (GO): cell wall organization
Cellular component (GO): plant-type cell wall
Molecular function (GO): pectin acetylesterase activity
Source: RefSeq, a predicted model, not a curated record
GACAAGGAGCAGGACCAAGGGAGCCCCCGGAGCAGCUCGCAUUGGGAAGCUCGAGGCAGCAGCGACGUCUGUUCCGCCCCAGUCCUCGGUCUUGCCUUUUUGUCCCUACUGCACAAGAGGAACGGAGAGACCAUCCCGUGGCUGCGAGGUUGGCACGAGACGGCGUCUUCCGUCCGUUCCAGCAGGUCCACGUUCCGGUCGCCCUCCGGCCACCAUGCUUUCCACCAGGUAAUUUCCGGCCUCCCUCUUACCGCCACCAUGGUCCAGUCCAUGGCUGGCCGGCCCCUCGCUGGCCGGGCAUAUAUGUACGUAUGCGUGUGUCCUUCCCUGACCCUCCACCAUCUCUUCCUCCUCACGCUCGCUCCUUCCCUGCGGCGGACUCCAUGGGGAGCGGAAGCAAGCUCCGGCUCUGGUGCUCGGCGUUCGCCUGCGCGCUGGCGUUCCUCGGGGCACGCGGGGACGACGACCAUCUCGUCGACAUUACCUACGUCGAGAGCGCCGUGGCCAAGGGAGCAGUGUGUCUGGACGGGAGCCCCCCGGCGUACCAUCUCGCCCCGGGCUCCGGCUCCGGGGUGAGCAGCUGGUUGGUUCAUUUCGAGGGAGGAGCGUGGUGCAACAACGCGACGACCUGCCUGCACCGGUCGCGCACCCCGUUGGGGUCGUCCAAGGAGAUGGCCAGGCAGGCUGCUUUCACCGGGAUCUUGAGCAACGCGUCGGAUUACAACCCUGACUUCUACAACUGGAAUAAGGUCAAGGUUCGGUACUGCGACGGCUCGUCUUUCACCGGCGACAAGGAAGAAGUUGAUCCUAGCACAAAUGUACACUACAGAGGUGCGAGGGUGUGGCAAGCAGUUAUAGAAGAUCUGCUCGCCAAAGGAAUGAACAAAGCUAAAAAUGCUCUGAUUUCAGGAUGUUCUGCUGGUGGACUAACUUCGAUACUGCACUGCGACAGGUUUCAUCAGCUCCUGCCAGCGGAUGCCAAUGUUAAAUGCCUUUCAGAUGCUGGUUUCUUCAUCAACGUGAAGGACAUUACCGGAGCCAACCACGCUGAGGCAUUUUUCAAUGAUGUAGUUGCAACACAUGGCUCGGCAAAGAACUUACCAUCUUCGUGCACUUCCAAGUUGCCCGCAGGCGUGUGCUUUUUUCCUCAGAACGAGGUGCAGCAGAUCCAGACGCCUCUGUUCAUUCUAAAUGCAGCAUACGACUCAUGGCAGGUACGGCACAUCCUGGUGCCAGAGGGCUCCGAUCCUGAGUGGCGAGGCUGCAGGGACGACAUAACCCAGUGCUCCACGAAGCAGCUCGAGACCCUGCAGGGGUUCAGGGACGAUUUCCUGGCGGCGCUGGGGGCGAGCGCGUCCGCCGGAUCCAGAGGGCUGUUCGUCAACUCGUGCUUCGCGCACUGCCAGUCCGAGACGCAGGACAUCUGGUUCGCGCCCGCUUCCCCGGCGCUCGGGGACAGAAGAAUAGCGGACGCGGUUGGGGACUGGUUCUACAGCCGCAGCGGGUUUCAGAAGACGGACUGCCCCUACCCUUGUGACUCCACCUGCUACACUAAUUGAUGCACCACCACCACCACUAGUGGUGCCUGGUCCGUCCGUGCUCGCAACCAACCAAUGGCCUUGGUUCUAUUUAUACAUUAUUACAGGAAUAAAAGGUGCAAGUGCCGGCUUCGAACAUUAGUUUACAAGUCUAGGCUAUUAUUCAUCAGUGGUUCCGAUGUUCCAUUGCGAUGUUGUCAAAUUUAUGUACGUAUUCCCUCCAUUCCAAAUUUGAACUAAAAUCAACCACGACAAAUAUUUUGGAACAGAGGGAAUACUAAUAUUUUGUCCGCUGUACUCGAGAUC